This is a messenger RNA of Xyrauchen texanus (razorback sucker), 2405 nucleotides long. RefSeq names its product zinc finger protein 395-like. Bases 151 to 1308 code for a protein of 385 amino acids. Gene Ontology annotation, cellular component: nucleus. Lineage: Eukaryota; Metazoa; Chordata; Actinopteri; Cypriniformes; Catostomidae. Gene Ontology annotation, biological process: regulation of transcription by RNA polymerase II. The transcript is spliced from 10 exons. Gene Ontology annotation, molecular function: RNA polymerase II cis-regulatory region sequence-specific DNA binding; DNA-binding transcription factor activity. The record is from RefSeq and is a predicted model, not a curated record.
CCCCAGAAUAUCUGACUGACUGCAGACAGAGAAAAGCACGAACGGCUGAGCAGCAGGCAGGAGCGUCUCUCCCUGCAAAAACUUCCAAGCUUUUUGUGAGGAGAGCCAAAGCCAACUGUUUAGCCUGUUUCAGUUCUGAGAGGGCACAUCAUGGCAGCGGUGGGAUCCAGGGCAGGACUGGAUGAGGUACAGACGAGCACAGAGGGGCAGGACAGAUUGAUCUGCAUGCAGAGCUGUUGUCAAGGAGAAGGAGCGAAUGUACAGAAGAUGAAUACAUGCCCAGAGAGAGAGUGGUCUGCCGAUGCCAACUCACAACAAACAAAGCUUCUUUCCUUCCCACGGUCUUCCGGUGUGGACUUACCUUACAGGAGUCCUGGGUCAGUGGAGAUGGAUGAGAUCAUGGCUGCAAUGGUGCUUACCAGUCUGUCCUGCAGUCCAGUUGUCCAAAGCCCACCACAGAGGGACCUCCUCCCAGGGGACAUGGAGUGUGGUGGAGGUGAGCUGUCCGACAGUGGCAGUAGCGGUUACUGGAGCUGGGACCAUGGCAAUGUAAGUCCAGCCCCCUCUCCAUCUGUCACUGAGAUGGACAGAAGCCUUGGCCAACUGAAAGAUGAGGGAUUGCACAUGGAAAUGGACCAAGCUGCAUGUGAUGAGCCGGAUGUCACAAGAUGCAAAAGCUUGAGCAGGGGAGCAUACAGGUGUCUGUGGCCUGGCUGUGGGAAAGUGCUGACAUCACGAGUUGGAAUGAAACGCCACAUUCGCAUUCUUCACCUGGGUGGGGGCUCAGAGCUCAGAGAAGAAGACUUCUAUUAUACAGAAGUUUCCUCAGAAGAUGAGGACACUUCUUCUCCUGCUCCCUCCUUCUCUAGCGGGGUCUGGACAUCCUUUGGGUCCACACUAAGCCAAUCCACCUUAGUCCAGUCAAGCACUCUCAGCCAGUCGGCUCCAAGCAGUGUGUGGCAGAUUCACACUGAACAUCUCUAUCAGGCCUGCACGCCCAUUCAGGUCACAGUCUCUCCAGGCUCACCCACCUUUUGUAGCUGGACCAUGCCUGGUGAUGUCCAGCAGAAACCUCAGAGUCCAUCAUCUCGCAGCCGGUCAGUGAGUGUUGGAGAGCAGUGGCUACAGCGUAACAGCGCCCCCACAAGAUCACAGACCAUGAGUGCAUCUCCCUCCAGAGGGCACUGUUCAUUCAGGAAGGGCCGAGGUGAGGCCAAAAAGUGCCGAAAAGUGUAUGGCGUGGAACGCAGGGACCAGUGGUGCACUGCCUGUCGCUGGAAGAAAGCCUGCCAGCGAUUUCCAGACUAAAACAAAGACUAAAGGAAACAAGGAAGAAUCUUAAUUUUCCUUCUAUACUCCAACUAUUUCUGCACUGUAAAGGACCCCUCUUUUCACUUUUGUACCAGAGUCAAGUGUUUUGUUAUGUUUUCCCACAGAUUAAGUGCCGGUAAUAGCUGUCAAGAAUAUGUGGAGUAGUAGGAUCCCAACCCCUCCAAAGUGAAUUCUGCCUUUUCACAAGAAUAAAGUGUAACCCUGAAUCUGGAAAAAGGUGUUUAUCUGCCCCAGUCCUGCAUUUCAUCCACAACUGAGAUAUUGAAGUGAUUUGUUGAUUUUUGUUUUGUUUUUUGUAUACUGUGCACAAUGUAUUUUGAUGAUUUUCAUGAUGUUUUUCUAUUUCUGUUUUUGUUUUGUUUUUUAGCCUGGAAGCUCUAAAAGUGUAAUGUCAUGUAUUGUUUUGUUUUUUCUACAUAUUUACUCAGAAUUUUUUCUCAACUUUGUUUUGCAAGGUUUGUAUAAGGUUGUUUGCCAUAGCGCUUCCUAAUCAAUCUAAACUGCCAGAUAUAAAGCUAAAGUGGUGUUGAGUGAACGAUGUGACUGAUGUAAGCCAUUUUAGUGGCUAGAGUGUAUUGAUGGAGAUAAAAGUGCAGCUAUAAACUUUUGAUUGAAUACCAAAGUGCUAUUGCGAAGCUAAGUUCAAGGGAGUUUGACUGAACACUGCCCUGAGAACAGUUGAGGCUUGCUCCUUUUGUAAUUUUCUUGUCAUCCUUCCAAACAGUGUUAAAGUCUUACUUGUACAAUACUGGAUGAUACCAUAGGGAACAUCUAAAGGAUUUGAAAGUGUAACACUAUAUGGAAAAAAGAGAGAUAUUGUUAUGUAUGAUUAAAAAGACACAAGAUAAAAUAUGUAAAUUUCAAAAGCUUGUCAUUUGUGCAUGACAAAUAACAACAAUCGUAAAAUUGUUUUAUUGGCCUUUUGUGUGCAGUGCAUGUACAAGUGGAAAGGAUUCAAAGAAAAGCUCACUAUUCAAAAAUUAUGCAGAAUGUGUUUGAAAUAAAAAAUAGUUCACAAGGCCAAAAUGUUAACAGAUAAAAUCUUACAUGUAACUACAGAAUACUGUAAAAGU